UCCUGCAUGCGCAGCUAGGCCGUCUACGUCUGCUAUAUAAUUUUGUUGCCGUCGAUCCGACCGCCUUUCCAGAUUGAUUUGAAAAAACAUGGUGCUAUCCCAGGAUGUCUGUAAAUUCUAAUGAAGCAUCAUUAUUGAUCCAAGAUGAAGAAAAUAUAGUACAGGAGACAUAUCUAUCACCUUCAGUCUAUCAUCUGAUCUGUGAGAUUGGAACGAGGACAUCAGCUACUGGAAAGCCUUGUUUGUUAGACAAUGGCCUUAUAGAUUGGGAUUCCUUGAACAGACUUGCUCUGCAGGAUGGUAUAGAUUCCUGGGAGACCAAGAAAGAUUUUAUUGACAUUGUGAGUAAACUUACUCCACUUUGUCUGGACAUCCACGAACAUGUGAUGGCGCUCUCUCUAUCUGAUCUGCAGGAGACAUAUAGUGAAUGGUUUGAAUGGACAGGUUCCCCUGAAGUUUUCCUUGAAGGAUUGCAGCUUCUUAAGGAGGGAGAUAUGAGAGGUCCUUCAAUUAGUUUACUCAUGACCACAUCGGCUCUAGAGAGGGCGCUUGGAGAUGUGUAUUUGAUGAAAAAUAAGCCUUGUCCAUCUCUUCUUAAAGAUCUCUUGAUAACAGAAGAGUUACAGAGCUUCUUUGGAUGUCAUGCAUUAUUUUGUUUACGAGUUUUAAUUGGACCUCCGACAAGUCUCAACCUUAGAAAUAUUCUUUGGCAUGGAUUUGCAUCACCUGGUGAAAUUCCAUCAAGAUACGCAAGUUUUCUAUUAGUGGUAGUAGCUGAUCUUGGCUACAAGCUCCACAAUCAAGGCAUUAAUUCAUCCAGCAUUCCACAUAGGAAACAGAUAGAAUUCCAGAAUUAUCUUCCAUUACUACAUGAUAAAUUCCCUGUUUUAUUUCCAGAUCAUUUAAAUUCACUGUCUAAAGAGGUUCAGAGGAUAGGUCUUUUCUGUGACAAUCACAUUUCAUUGUGGGACCAAGCUCUUUAUUAUUAUAGUAUUGAAAGGUAUAAUCACUGCAUAAUGAUCAUAUGCCCUCUUCUUGAACACCUGAUCAGACUCAUUUUUGCGAAAGCCAACCGAUGUCCCGAAAGAGUUCUGACAGCUGAGUCCACAGUACUGUUCACAACAUUUGAUGAGAUGAUAUGUGCUGAGCUGAGUGACGGAGCACCCAACCUGCUUAUACCUACAUUAUCUGAGCCAUUCAUGAACCUGCUGAUGGAUCUUUUAGUUCAUCCCGAUGGUCCUCGUCUCAGGGAUCGUAUCAGCCAUGGUGAGGUUGAUCACCAUGGUCUGCCUCAAGAACUAGCUUCAAUUGCAAUAUGUACCUUACUUGCUUGCUCCACAAAGCUGGAAAAGUCAUCUUUUGAAACAUGCGAAAAAUUGUCUACUUUGGAUCAAAUCCUAGACCGUGCCUCGUCAUACACCUCUGUCUUUCAUCCUUUGGCUACUUGUAGACGCCUGGUCCGUUCUCUUGCUCCAUGUCUUAGUGACUGGUCCUCCAUGCCUAGACCAAGCCCUCAGGACCUGGACUACUCUCAAUGGGAAACUGGACUUGUGGAAUGUGACUCAGAUGCGAGAACCAGAGACAAAGAACUGGUACUGAUUGUGCUGAGAUAUGACCAGUGUUUUAGCAAAGAUGAUGAAGACUUUAUUGUAAAUUGUGUCAUCAACCCUUUCCUUUCCAUGGAUCCUCUUGCACAUCAUAUUGAUAGUCUCAAUCUUCAGACCUUAUUUAGACCUCGUAAGGAGCUAGAGAUGGCAAGUCUUCUGCAGCGCAUUGCAGUUGAAUGUCUGAAGGUCAAUGAUCAGAUACAGUGUUUAGCAACCACAAGAUUCAGCCAAUGGCAAAGCAAAGAACUCAGAUCCCGACAGAGAUCAAACUAUCAACGUUUCCUGAACAGGUAAGAGUUUACCAUCAACCACUUGGAAGGCUUCACUUGGUCCACUUUUCACAUAGUUUUAUACCACUUGUGUUUAUCUCAUUUGGUCUUCUAUCAAUUCUGUCUAUUUGCUGCUUGACCUACAAAGCACUUGGUCUGAUACCCACUUUUAUUUAAAAAGUCAAAAGUCUUUGUCAAAUGAAAAUUUGUAUGUUAAUUGUUCAUCUUGUCAUAUGGUAUGAGACCAAUUGGAUAUUACCAUAUAUAGCCUAACUGGAUAAUAAACAAAAUAGUGAAUGGGCUUGGACCACAUACUUAGUAUCUAAAUUGGUUUAGACGAAUUAGGAUUAGACUAAAGUGGAAGGGAACCAACUGGAAAGUAGAUAAAGGUGUUAGCUAAGUAACAUUUGCCUUUUAAAAUUGCAUCAUUGGAAUAUCACAGUGAUAUAUAUAUAUAUCAGUUUCGAUAAAUGUCUUCAGAACUUGUCUUAUCAUAGUUUUUUUCUAAA
Lytechinus variegatus (green sea urchin) is the source of this 2385-nucleotide messenger RNA. RefSeq names its product endoplasmic reticulum membrane-associated RNA degradation protein-like (gene ermard). The transcript is spliced from 14 exons. Lineage: Eukaryota; Metazoa; Echinodermata; Echinoidea; Temnopleuroida; Toxopneustidae. The coding region runs from base 105 to 1901 and encodes 598 amino acids. The record is from RefSeq and is a predicted model, not a curated record.